Messenger RNA from Drosophila rhopaloa, 3676 nucleotides. RefSeq lists its product as uncharacterized. Gene Ontology annotation, cellular component: transcription regulator complex; nucleus. Gene Ontology annotation, biological process: regulation of transcription by RNA polymerase II. The record is from RefSeq and is a predicted model, not a curated record. The transcript is spliced from 2 exons. Lineage: Eukaryota; Metazoa; Arthropoda; Insecta; Diptera; Drosophilidae. Bases 196 to 3255 code for a protein of 1019 amino acids. Gene Ontology annotation, molecular function: DNA binding.
UGCGUAUUUGUGUGCCUGUGUGCACUCGCUUGAGUUGAGUUUUCGCUGCUUUCGUCAGUCUGCGUUUUUCGUCUCAGCUGCUGCGCGCGUGUGUUUUGUUGUGGUUGUGUGAAUCGAAUCGCGUUGCAUUUGUAGCUACGAUAAAUUCUCGCUGCACAGAGCCCUCUCGAGUAAACAGCUAAAAGUGACUUAGGGAUGGGCAGUGCCACAGAGGCGAACGUGUUGCUGCUGCGGGCGGUGGAGAAGCAGACACCGCUGUACGAUCGUUACGACGAAAACUACAGGAAGCGCCUGCCCACCGAGAAUUCCUGGGACAUGGUGGCCUCGGAAAUCGGGGAGUCGGUGGAAAAGUGCAAGCGACGCUGGCGUCAGCUGCGAAACGAUUAUACCCGUUGGUGCAAUACGGACGCCCACCGCCGACGAAAAGGCCAGCGUCGAUUGGCCUAUCUGCUGGCCGAUGAGCUGCGCUUUUUGGAUCGCCAUCUCAACCUGGCCGAAGACAUGCCCAUCGAGGACGAACUCAGCAUAUCGUCGGACAAGGACAGGGAUAGCAACAGAGACAGCGAGAGCAGGGAUCACCUCCAGCAGCAGCCACAGGCAGCCAUAAAAAAAGUCGCCGCACCGGCAAAGAUACCAGUCAAGGAGGGAAAGCCGAGCAGUACACUUCCUAAAGACGAAUCCCACCGAAAAGUAGACAAAGCAACGGAAAACAACGCAGACAAGGCGCAAACUAAGGAAGACUCUCUUGAAAGGGAGUUGGAAGAAGCGGAGGAGCCAGAGAAAGUUACCGAACCGGAUAGUUUCCUGGAGUCGGACCAUGAAGACGAUGAGUGCGAGGAUGAGGAGCACCUAGAGCAACUGGAAGGCUUCGACUUUGACCUGGAACAAUCAAUCCAGGAAAAGGAUUCAUUGCCCGAAAAGUCUGUUGAAACGACAAAUACUGACUCAACCGCCAGCCAGUCGGAGUUCUUUAUCAAGCAAAGCCACGAUCCCCAUUUGCUGAUCAUUGGCAAAAAGAACUCAGCUUCCGUUGGUGAACCCGAGGACGACUCCAAUUCCGAGGAUACCCUUGAGGAGGAGGAAACCAUGGAGGAUAGUGCUGAUGAAAAUGGCGGAGCAGCUGAAAGCCGAGGCGCAGCUAGCGACACGACCUCUCCAAGUCGCCGUCUACGCCGCGCAGCACGCUCGUCCAUAAGUUUCGCGGGCAUCAAGGAAUUGCCGAUUCGAAAACCUGCCCUAGGACAGCGAAUGACUCGUUUGCAGCGCAGGAAAUCAAUGAGCUUGGCGGCCGUGCACAGCGUCAAUAGUGCCACAUCGCCGGUAAAGUUGACCCCAGUGCCCAGAUCGCAGCCGAUCAAUAAGCCUCCAUCCAGUCAGAUCCAGAUCAAAAAAGUGAACCCUCGGGAUGACAUCUUUCCACGGCCUUCGGCGCCAGCUGGAAGCCAGAGUCAGGGCCAGAGUCAGAGUCAAAACCAAACCAAAACACAACACCUGAUCUAUCCAAAAAGCGAUGCGGUGAUAGGCAUCCAACAGGUGCCCGUUCCACACAGUCUACCACAAAGAAGAUCCGUGGGCAGGCCGCCCAAGAAGAUACAAUUUAUCCAGAAGGUGAUAGAAAGACAGCCGCCGUCCGUAGGCAACAAAGUCUUGACGAUUAAAAAGCCGAAUAGUUCCCCGGUAAAUGGGGCCAGCAGCAGCGGUAAUAUUACCAAUAAAAGUACAAGCACUAGCAGCUUGAGCAGCAGCAGCGCUAGCACCAUGAACAAAGUUAGCAACACCCUCAAAACAUCUGAGAACAUAACCGUGAUGAGCUACAGUCCUAGUUCGACCAGCACGACCAGCAGCGUCAAGUCGACCAGUAGUCCCUCGGGUACAGUGGUAACUGCCUUGCCCACAACCAGCACUGCAGGAUCGUCUAUUUCUGUACCACCAUAUAUCACCCUUUUGAAGCGCGUCGAGCGGGGCACCCAAACCGACAGCCCAGACGUCUUCUCGGAUGAGCACUUCCUCGAAAUGAUCAAGCCACAAAUCCGGGAGAUGAACGCCCGCCAGAAGAUGCACUUCAAGAAGAAAGUAUUUCAAGCCCUGAUGGAGACCUUUGAUGACGCCACCGAUUUUCCGGCGGCCGGAGAACAGCAGCACUUCAAUAUAAACACUCCCUCAGGGUUCGAGCACGUUUCAGAUCCGGAACUUCGACUGGUCAGAGAGCUAGUCAGUAUGGUGAGCGCGGCUAAGGUUACUGUAAUUCGACCGCCAGGCGAGGUAGCCACUCCCCGCAGCCCUGUUGUCCCCGAUUUACUGCGAGGGCCGCGGGCUAACAUGCCACGCCACCUGAUCCAGAGGGUCUACAAGCCAGGCACUGGACUCGAGAUCGGAAGCAACAACGCAGUCGGUGUAGGGCAGGAGAAGAAGAUGUACAGAAUCCUGCAGAUGAGUGGUAAGCCGAACGGCAAUCUGAGUGCCUCCCUGGAAAAUCUGCGCAAGGAGAGCGUGGACAGUAAUGUCAGUACGGUGAAGGUGGCCAAUGCCCAGGUCGCCAGUCCCAAGGGAGCUACUGUAGUGGCUGCUGUGAGGCCGCAGGGACUAAACAACUUAUUUGGGCAGGCCAACUCAGCGCAGCCAGUCAAGGCCGGUCAGCCGGUGAAGGUGCGUGCCAUGUCCCGGAGGUAUUCCGUUUGCGGCAGCGGUAACCCAACCAAUGCCCAGCUUGCCAAUAGCAGCUCUUUAAACGCCAACUUGGAGGCGGCUUUGCUAAAGCGGAGACUAUUGGGAACUACCCAGGGAAUGGUACCACCAUCCCAGCGACCUCGCUAUUCCGCCGUGGCCGCUGGACAACUGGCCGUCGUACCGCACGGCAGUAGCUUGCUGGUGAGGAAAUCCGUGGGCAGCAUUCCCGGUGGCCAGAAGCUAGCCUCGCCCACCGGCGGAGUUUCGACGCCCCAGAAAACUCCGCAGAUUGCCAGUGUGCAAGGUGCCGCCUUUAAUGAUUUUGUCCAGCCUAAGGCUGCUGCUGCACCCUCUGUCUCCGGUGAAGGAAGCUCCCCGUCGACCGCCCUGAAGCGCAGCUUGGUGGUGGCCAAUACCAAGACCUCCUUUCAGGAUCUUCUUCAGCAACCAAGUCAGCCGUUGCCGAGGAAAAAGAAGGAAUCUUCGGAGACGGCAGCCACAAUUGCUGCGGAUGAUUUCUCACUAGCCAGCCUAAAGCGAGAGCCGGUGGAUCACAAUGACGAUCAGGACGACAUACUCGGCAUGUAAAGACAAGCCAAUAGAAAUACUUGCAGAUCGAGAAAAUAUACCAACGUAAACUUAUACCAAGAAUCUUAAAGAUUAAACAAACACAACAGAAAUCAUCGAAACAUAAAAUAUAAGAAUUGUUAACUAAAGCACUUAUAAUGUUGUCAAAAAAAUAUUUUUCCAAACAAAUAAUUUUAAGAAUUUCAGUUUCCAAAUUUGUUGCUACACAAGAUAAAAACAAAUUUUUUUUAGAUGGAAAUACAAUUUAUAAAUUCUUGACCGUUUUGUUAUAUAUUUAGUACGCAAAGAAAAUUAUAAAAAAAAUAUUUGCGAAUAUUCUUAUUGUAGCUAUAAACUUGUUUUUAAGAAAAUUCGAAUAUAAAUGUCAUUUCAUAAUUUGUAGUAAUACAUAACCAAUAAAUAUUGCCUUUACCUAAAGAAA